Siniperca chuatsi (mandarin fish) is the source of this 1843-nucleotide messenger RNA. Its product is annotated as sialic acid-binding Ig-like lectin 14. NCBI's taxonomy places the organism in Eukaryota, Metazoa, Chordata, Actinopteri, Centrarchiformes, Sinipercidae. The transcript has 8 exons. The record is from RefSeq and is a predicted model, not a curated record. The coding region runs from base 130 to 1392 and encodes 420 amino acids.
UUUCAAGUCAGGUCUUGCAGGCUGUUUGAAAAAGCAACACAGCUUUUAAGGAACUUCACUUCUCUAUACAUCUUUCAUCUAUCUGCUUGAAAGACCUGAAGAAAAUAGUUGCCCUCCUGACAUACAAAGAUGGCUGCAGCUCUGACUCUCCUUCUCAUUGGCUGUCUGCUGCAACGUGCCCUGUGUGGAGAGUUUACGGUCAUUGUGCCGAAAACUAUAGAGGUUCUGAAAGGAUCCUGUGUGACCAUCCCCUGCUCCUUUGACAUAGAGAACAAAUAUGAAUCAAACUUAGAAAACACAUGUAAAGCAGCAUGGAAAAUAAGUAACCUGACUAUUGUGUUUGAUAGCAGUAAUCCACAACUAUCCAUGAUAAAAGGAAAUUUUACAGGAGACUUGAAAAAAAAAGACUGCACCACAACCCUGAAUAACAUUCAACUUUCACACAACGAUACAUAUUUCUUCAGAGUGGAAUGCAACAAUGACCUGAAAUAUAAUUAUUAUAAAUCAGCUGUGGAUAUUUCAGUCAAAGAUGAUCCUCCCAGACCGACUCUGACUCUGUCCACACUGGAGAGGAAGGAGGGAACCUCAGUGAGUUUGACGUGCUCUGCUCCAGCUCCCUGUCUGUCUCAUCCUCCAACUCUGACAUUUACCCCCAGCCUGGGAGACAGUCAGGAGACACUGCAGGAGAAUCAGGACAAAACUAAAGACAUGACCUCUGUUCUGACUGUCACUGCUUACCUCCAUCAUGGAAAGAACAUCUCCUGUACUGCUGUCUACAACAAACAAGAUGGCAGCACCGAGUCAGCCACUAGUGGAAGUUUAACACUUGAUGUUUCAUUUGCUCCACAUAUCCUGUCCUCUGAUUGCACCAAAGCUGCAGGCCAGCUCAACUGUUCCUGUGAGACUGUGGGAAACCCUUCUCCCACUUUACAGUGGUAUUUUAAUGGGUUACCUGUCAAUCACUCAGACAGGUUUGCUGUCAGCAAUGAGCCUCUAAAUGACACAGGUCUGAGGAGCAUCAUCACUGUGAAUCAACCACAGGAGAGGGAUCUUUCCACCUUGCGCUGCCGCAGCUCCAACUCUCUGGGAUCCACUACUCAGCGAUUUUAUGUCUACAUCCUUGAGCCUCAAACAUCUUCAGAAAGUCACGGUGCAAUUACAUUUCCAUCCUUCAUCAUCACAGUUGGAGUUCUAACAGCAGCACUAGUAUGUGCUCUACUGUUUGCUAUCAGGGCUCAGGUGACUUGCUGCCAUAACCCUACAAAGAGUCAGUACACAGGUGACACCAGCACAGCUGUGAUGAAUCAAGGCCUGACAAGUGAAAGGAGAAAUAAGGUGUCUAUCUCAUCAGAAGAGGAUAUUUAUGUCAACGCCAGUAUGGCAGUGAUGUGAUUUACUCGAGUGUGAAUUGGAAGAACAAGAAGAAGAAGGGAGAACACUCUGGUAACAGGAAUCUGUCAGGUAGCUCCCCUCUAGAGGAGAAGAGGUGUAUGGAGGGAGGCGUGUGCACGCUCUGGAGAUGGAGAGUCUAUAUGACAACAUUGCGACUGGAAAAGAUGCAAAGAAUGCAGUGGAUAGUGAAUGUGCCCAGGUUAAGUUUAGAGACAAAAAUAUUAUGUACAAAUAGAUCUUGUUAUGUUUGAUGUUUGUUGAAACUGCUUUCUACACCUGUUUUUACUGUAACAUAACUGCGUAGUUUGCUAUGUUGCUAUUUGCUAUUAUUUACUCAGGAUAAGUUGAUUGUCCAGAUUUCUUAGUCAGUCUGGAAAGUUAAAAUUGCAAGUUUUCAGUUAAAUGCAACUUCUAAGAUUAUAUUGCAUUUCUAAUAAAUGUGUAAAUGUCA